UGUGCAGACUUGACGCUGAGAGUCUGGGCAGACCUGGUGGUUUCAGGGUGUCAGGAAGAGGCAGUUUUAGGGGAGCGCGGUCAUUCAGUGACAGCCCCUUUUGCGGACUUAUCCCGGGACAAAGCUACCUCACCUGCAAGGGUAAAACCCUCUCUCUGUUUCCUGCUCCUUCUCCCUCUCUUCUCUGUCUCUUUUUCCCGGUUCCCUCUCAUUUUUCGGGACUCGUGCGCAGCUGGUUGUUCUUCGAGGAUGGAGCGUGCAUGGGACUGUGUUUCCUCCGCAGGGAUGUUUAUUCUCGGACUGCUAUCGGUGCUGUGUACAACUUUGAAUGGAGUUUGGAGUUUUAACCUUUACGCAGAGCACCCUACGGUUUACAGGGGACCCGAGGGAAGUUAUUUCGGUUAUUCUGUGGACUUCUACCAAGCUACCAGCGACAGCAACACGGUCAGUGUGCUGGUCGGGGCUCCCAAAGCAAACACCACCCAGCCUGGCGUUGUGGAGGCCGGUGCCGUGUACUACUGCCCCUGGCCGGGUCUCCCUGACAGCUGCAAACAGAUACCUUUUGACAAUUCCAAUAACAGAAUGAUAAAGGUAAACAAAACCAGGGAGCCCCUGGAGUUUAAGUCCCACCAGUGGUUUGGAGCAUCAGUCAGAUCACACAAAGGAAAAGUGGUGGCUUGUGCUCCUCUCUAUCACUGGCGGACGGUAAAGUUAAGUGGAGAGAAGGACCCCGUGGGGACCUGCUAUGUGGCCGUCCAGAACUUCAGCGCCUACGCAGAAUACUCGCCCUGCAGGACCAGUGACCCAGACCCAGAGGGACAGGGGUUCUGCCAGGCUGGCUUCAGUGUGGAUUUCACCAAGGAAGGGACACUGGUGGUGGGAGGACCAGGGAGUUAUUACUGGCAAGGUCAGGUAAUGACAGCGGGAAUAGCAGAGAUACUGAACGGCUACUCUUUGAAGGCAGUGCUGAGACGGGUUCCAGGCGAGAAGCACACCAGAGCUGCUGAGGACACACACGACGACAGCUACCUCGGUUACUCUGUGGCGGUGGGGGAGUUUACAGGAGACUCUGAACAAGAGCUGAUCGCGGGAGUCCCAAGAGGAGCACAGAACUUUGGAUAUGUGGCCAUGAUCAACUCUACCAAUCUGACAUUCAUCCAGAACUUUACAGGGGAGCAGAUGGCCUCAUAUUUUGGAUACUCAGUGGCUGUCAGUGACUUAAAUGGAGACGGGACGGACGAUGUGCUGGUUGGUGCACCCCUCUUCAUGGAGAGAGAGAUGGAGAGCAAACCAAGAGAGGUGGGAAGGGUGUACCUGUACCUGCAGACAGCUCCACUCACCUUCUCUGAACCUGUCGCCCUCACUGGCACACACACCUUUGGACGUUUUGGCACAGCUAUAGCACCCCUUGGAGAUGUCAACCAGGAUGGAUACAAUGACGUGGCAGUGGGCUGUCCCUUCGGAGGCGAGGAGCGUGGAGGCAGAGUAUUGAUAUUCAACGGAAACCGAGACGUAUCUGUACGCGGCCUGACCCUGAGCCAGGAGCUGAAAGCCGCCUGGAGCCCCAGUGGCGGUUUGCCUGGAUAUGGCUUCACUCUGAGAGGAGGCCAAGACCUGGACAACAAUCAGUAUCCCGAUCUGAUUGUUGGGGCGUUUGGUGCAGGUGAGGUGUCCGUGUACAGGUCUCAAGCAGUCGUGUCUGUAGAGGCUUCAAUGACCCUGACCCCCAGGAUCUUAAAUCCAGAUGACAGACAGUGUCACCUGCCAGACACUGAUAUUAUGGUUACCUGUCUGAGGGUAAACGUGUGUGCAGCAGUAAGCGGAGUGGGGAUCCCCAGUUCUGUAGGCCUGAGAGCAGAGCUGCAGCUAGAUUGGUUAAAAGGCAUCAGAGGUGGAGUAAAGAGAGUUUUGUUCCUGGAAACCCAGCAGCCACAACAUAUCGGCCUUCUAACACUGAGUCACAAUCGCCCACGUGCAUGCCUGAGCUACACCAUCUUUCUUAAAGAGGAGGAUGAGUUCAGGGACAAGUUGACCCCCAUCUCACUUGCUCUGAACUACAGCCUGGCUCCACCAACUCGGGGCCAAACCCUUCCACCUGUUCUCAACCAUUACAGCAGCACCUUUCUUCAGGAGCAUGCCUACAUCCUCCUGGACUGUGGUGAUGACAACAUUUGCAUCCCUGACCUCCAGCUCUCCGCUACCAUGGACCAGUCAGAGCUGGUAAUCGGAGAUGAUAAUCUGGUCAUGCUGACCAUCACUGCACUCAACCAAGGAGAAGGAGCCUACGAGGCAGAGCUCCACGCUCUGAUUCCACCAGAGGCUGACUAUAUCGGAGUGGAGCGCAAAGUGGAGUCCCUCUCUCAGCUGAACUGCGAAUACAAGAUGGUCAAUGAGUCCAGAUUGGUGGUGUGCGACCUUGGAAACCCUAUGGUGGCUGGAACAGAGCUGUCUGUUGGUUUGAGGUUUUCUGUCCAACGACUGGAUGAUGCCGGCCCCAAGAUUGGCUUCGAGCUACAGAUCCACAGCUCCAACAAAGAUAACUCCCAAAGCAACCUGGUCACUCUGAAUCUGUCCAUCAUUGCUGAUGCUCGUCUUGAUUUGCGAGGGGUGUCUCAUCCCUCUCAGGUGGUGCUGCCAUUUCCAAACUGGGAACCCAAGGAGAAGCCUGUCAAAGAGGAUGACGUUGGACCACAAGUAACACACAUCUAUGAGCUCCAUAACUCUGGUCCCAGCAGCAUUCAGGAUGCGGAGCUCCAGGUCGGCUGGCCUUCCCGUUUCCGUGACGAGAACCUGCUGUAUGCCAUGGAGAUUCAAACUGACGGACCAAUUAGCUGCCAGACGAACACCAGCCUUAACCCACUCGACCUGCAGAUUUCCUCUCUCCAGGACACACCUGAGUUGUUAGGUUUUCUGAGGAACACCAGCACUCCUCCUCCUACUCGUCGCCACAAGCGAGCUGUUACUGGCACUCAGAGUUACAGUGAUAAAACCUUGAACUGCACAAACAUCUCCUGUCUGAGGAUCACGUGUGUGGUCGGUCGGUUGGAUCGAGGGCAGAGUGCCGUGGUAAAGAUCCGUUCGAGACUCUGGGCUCAAACUUUCCUGCAGCGGCGAAACGACCCCUACAUCCUUAACUCUACUGUGUCAUUCAUGGUCACGGCAAUGCCUUAUCGUGUCCAACCUACCAGGCUACCACAACAUGCAACCUCAAUGGGGACGCUUGUUUUAUGGGGCACUCCUGAUGUUUCAUUUGCUGUUCCCCUUUGGGUCAUCAUUUUGGCGAUUCUCCUGGGGCUGCUGGUGCUAGCCAUGCUGACGUUAGCCAUGUGGAAGUGUGGUUUCUUUGACCGGGCACGGCCUCCAGCUGACGAUGACGUCUCAGACCAGGAGCAGCUGACAUCUGAUCAAACAGUAGACGCUUAAGAGGACAUAUGACAGCUCCUGAUUGGAGGACUGUGGUUUGGGAGGGAUGUGCACCUUCUGAGUAACUUAAAUCAGAUCUGAGAUCUGUACUAGAUGGACCCUGCGUUUCUUUGAUGGAGGUCUGCUGCUUCUAGGGUGUUGAAAGUGACUGAAGGAUGGGCUGAAGACUGCAGCGCCACACAGACUGGGACCAAAGACCGUGGUUCAAACCGAACUGAGAGGGACCAAAACACUUUUAACAGACUCAGUCACAAGCAGACACACACAUGUCCACUGUUAACCUUUAUGAUGAAGAACAGAAGUGAAAACAGGAUGGACUGAAGACAGUGCUUUUCAGUGUUUUGUGUUUCUGUGAGAGUGGGGUUUAAGAAAUUUGAGAACAAUGUUUAAGUGUCUCAGUCAAUACGUUUACAUGCAGUUAGAAAAAGUCGAAUUACUGUGUUAUUGCGACCGGAAAACCUUACCUGACGCGCCAGACUUUUUCACAUAUCCAUUGCAUGGGAUAUGUUUCCCAUCCUAUAAAGAAAUAUUGUCCAGAAAUGUUUUAAUUUCGUACACUAAAACAAUCACUAAAACUGUCAGUAGAUUACCCUUUUCCCAUGAGAAAGACUAACUAACUAGAAACUACUAACUACUUACUAAAAUAAACUAAGACCAACUAAAAAUAGAUAUUUGAUGGUAAAAACUCUGAGAAAGUUUAGUUUCUGCCUGAUGAGUGCCAUGGACCUGGGCAAUCAAUUAGCUUUGCGAGGUGAACUGAUAAAGGGAUUUUUGAAUAUAUGUUAACGCGCUAGUUCCACUGAAAUCUUAUCAGUGUCUCAAUGUUGAACUUACCCUGCUAGAUAAUGCAGUUGGAGAUUGAUUUACUUUUGUAAAUGCAUGUAUGCAUGUGAGUCGGACCCAAACUGGACUAGGCCCUCUGCGCCUUCUCCCCAGUUUCCGCACUGGACUUUGACCUGGAAAUUAUUGGACGUAUUUGCCAAUAGUGGCUGUCUUGUUGUCCUCUGCCUUUGAAUUUUACAGUAAGUUGAAGGAUAACAUGCAUCGUAUUGGUGCCAAAAGUAAAGCAAUGAGUGUGUUUGAAAUACACAGCUGUAAAUUUGUCCAUGUGUUCACUUCUAUAGAUACUACCAGUUUACUGUUUGCUAGCUUGUUAGCAAGGUCAAUACUUGGACAAGGACAGUAGCCCAGUUAGAUAACCCAGUGAGUUAUAACGGAAGAUCGACUUUACUAUGCAUGUAAGCAUACUGACUAAGUGAGUUUAUGUGUUUUCUGAGCGUGUAUGUGUGUAGGUCACUUCUGAAGUCCUCCCUGAUUUAAUUUAUCCAGUUUUCUUUAGACUGACCUGUGGGUAUACAGAUUUGUCUCACAUACACACACAUAUUGACACACCCACACAAAUACAUUCACGUGUUAACAUGAAGGCACAAAGUUGAUGUGUAUAUUUAUGAACAUAUGUGCAAUAUUUGGACGUUGUGUGAUACUGAAGCUUGUUUACACUGGCAUUAUUUUAUUAGAGCUUAAUGUUUCCAUGGUUUAUGUUUAUAAAUGGUUCAUAAGUAUAUCAGAUUUUAGGAUUACUGAGCAAUAAAAGCAAUUUCUUGAAGUGACUGACAUUGCAGGCCCACCAGAAAAGUUUAAAAAUGGCAAAUAACUAACUUAUUACUGUUUUAAUGAAAUGGAAUUUGAGUUUUAUCUUUUAAGAAUCAGGUCAUAUUUCUGAAGUUGAAGCCCUGCUAUCCAGUUAGUGUGACUGCUAUGUCAAUGAUAAGACAUCAGGCACAAAUAGAUGAACAGUCAACAUUAUAACACAGUCUGAGACUGUGUGUAUUAAAGCUGUAGUGAACAGCAUUUCACAGUGAUAAAUGUAUCUGAUGUUAAUGUUUCAUGCACAGGCAGACCAAGCAAAGGGCAUCAAGACCCUGAACUGACAACAAAUGUUUAUUGUGUCAUGUUUUAGUCAUUUCUGGUUUUGGAAAGAAGUGUGUGGUUUUAUUACAAUAAAGUGUUGUUUGAUA
Messenger RNA from Cheilinus undulatus (humphead wrasse), 5441 nucleotides. It is a transcript of the gene itga8, whose product is annotated as integrin, alpha 8. The transcript has 30 exons. Gene Ontology annotation, cellular component: integrin complex; external side of plasma membrane. Lineage: Eukaryota; Metazoa; Chordata; Actinopteri; Labriformes; Labridae. The record is from RefSeq and is a predicted model, not a curated record. Gene Ontology annotation, biological process: cell adhesion mediated by integrin; cell-matrix adhesion; integrin-mediated signaling pathway. Bases 250 to 3423 code for a protein of 1057 amino acids. Gene Ontology annotation, molecular function: integrin binding.